Messenger RNA from Malassezia sympodialis ATCC 42132, 1149 nucleotides. RefSeq lists its product as uncharacterized. Gene Ontology annotation, molecular function: GTP binding; GTPase activity. Lineage: Eukaryota; Fungi; Basidiomycota; Malasseziomycetes; Malasseziales; Malasseziaceae. Bases 1 to 1149 code for a protein of 382 amino acids. The record is from RefSeq and is a predicted model, not a curated record. The transcript has 4 exons.
AUGGGGGACGUAGGAGGGCAAAGGUCCCUCAGGCCCUACUGGCGCAACUACUUUGAGAAGACCGACGGCAUUGUAUGGGUGGUCGACAGUGGCGAUCCUGAUCGCAUGGAUGACUGCUCGAACAAGCAGGACCUACCUGGCGCGCUCUCGCCAGAGACGUUGCGUCGCGUACGUGAUGGCACUGACGUCCAGUAUCUGCGACUGGAUGACAUUCAAUCGCACUCUUGGCGUAUCCAGGCAUGUAGUGCACACACGGGUGCCCACAUGGACGAGGGGCUCGACUGGCUCCUAAGCGAUAUGGCAUCGCGUUUCUCGAUGACCAUCCGUGCGGCGCUGAUCAUCAACAAUUAUGGUCGUCCAAGGCUGACAAAAUUUUAUUCGCCGCUUGCUACGGAUCGACAACAGGCGCUGAUCCAGCUCAUUUUCCAGCUCGUCAGCCAGCGCGACGAUAAGGCCGUGUGUAACUUUCUCGAUGCACCUGAGCUAACGCCGCUGCUCCCUCCAGCCAGUGGUGAUGCGUGGUCCAAGGUGCGCGAGCAAGAGCGAAGCCACGCUCUCAGCGAAGAACAGAGUCCAGCCGCGGAUCCUUGGAUCAGCUACGACGAGACGCCGUUGGCAAAAGCGGGUGUUGCCACGCGCCGCUGGCGCCCUGACGACGAGCUGCGUGUUAUUUACCGGCACUAUGCCACGCUCUACUUUGUGCUGGUUGUCGACCAGAGUGAAAGCGAGCUGGGAAUUCUAGAUCUCAUUCAAGUCAUUGUAGAAGCGCUGGACCGCUGCUUUGAGAACGUGUGCGAGUUGGAUCUGAUCUUCCAUUUCGAUGAGGUCCAUGCGAUCGUGGACCAGGUCAUUCAAGGAGGCCUCGUCUUGGAGACGAGUAUUGCCGAGAUCGUGGACGCCAAUGAGGAUGUGGUGCAAGCCCGCAAAGCGUCGUCGUCCAGCUCGUCGGGCGCCCAAGCCGCGCUUCAAGCGGCACAACAGGCAUCAGCGUUCUUGGCACCUUCGUGGGGCCACUUAUCGCUGAACAGCCUCGCCGAGCGGGGCACUGAUGCAUGGAGCGCACUGCAGCAGCUUGGUGGGCACUACUGGCCGGUGCAUAGCAGCAGCUCGGCCCUGGGCCGGCCGCCCAUGCGCUCCGCCUUCCUCUAA